Salvia hispanica is the source of this 930-nucleotide messenger RNA. Its product is annotated as AP2/ERF and B3 domain-containing transcription factor At1g51120-like. Gene Ontology annotation, biological process: regulation of DNA-templated transcription. The record is from RefSeq and is a predicted model, not a curated record. Gene Ontology annotation, molecular function: DNA binding; DNA-binding transcription factor activity. Lineage: Eukaryota; Viridiplantae; Streptophyta; Magnoliopsida; Lamiales; Lamiaceae.
AUGGAAGAAGUUAGCAUGAUUUCGCAUACAAAGCUAGCAGAGGAGUCCUCGGAAUCGGCCAAUUUUCCGGUGUCGAAGCGGCCCAAAUCGACCGAGCGGUUCAAGGGCGUUGUUCCGCAGCAGACCGGGCAUUGGGGGGCGCAGAUUUACGCGAACCACCACCGUAUCUGGCUCGGGACGUUUAAGUCCGAGGCAUCGGCCGCGAUGGCUUACGACAGCGCGGCGAUGAAGCUCCGUAGCGGAGAUUCCCGCCGGAAUUUCCCUCCGACGGUCCUCGCCCCUCUGGAAUUGAAGUUCCAGAGCGGGCUCACCACGGACUCCGUGCUGAACAUGAUCCGGGACGGGUCGUAUUCGACGAAAUUUUCGGACUUUUUAGCUAGCCAGAAGAAGCAAGGGGAUGAAAAAUUAGGGUUAGGGUUUCAAUUAGGGUUAGGGUUUGAUUCGGCGAGCGACGGCAACGGGGAGUUUUCGAGCACGCUGCUAUUCCAGAAGGAGCUGACACCGAGCGACGUGGGGAAGCUGAACCGGCUGGUGAUCCCGAAGAGGUACGCGGUGAAGUACUUCCCGGGGGUGCCGGAGGAGGAGCAGGUGCAGCUCGAGUUUUACGAUAGGGCGAUGAGGGUGUGGAAGUUCAGGUACUGCUACUGGAAGAGUAGCCAGAGCUUUGUGUUUACGAGGGGGUGGAGCCGGUUCGUGAAGGCCAAGGGGCUGAGGUCGAACGAUAGUGUCGCGUUCUACUUGUACGAGAGUCGGAGAUUGGGGAGGAGGUUUACUGUGAUUGAUGUGGCUGAGAAAGAUGGGGAUUUUGGUGAAGUGGUUGAAGAAAAAGAAGAAGAAGCAAAGGAGACAUUGCUUUGCUCAUCUCCUAGUAGUAAUGGGACUAAAGUGAGUUUUAGGCUUUUUGGUAUUGAAAUAAGCAAUUAUGUUUGA